Messenger RNA from Acanthosepion pharaonis, 792 nucleotides. NCBI's taxonomy places the organism in Eukaryota, Metazoa, Mollusca, Cephalopoda, Sepiida, Sepiidae. The record is from the annotation of a GenBank genome assembly.
AUGAUAUCCUGCAAGGGAGGCGGAGUUCAUGCCUUGGUUCCUCCCCACCUCAUUCCACUCGCUAGGACCACUAGGGGCGUUCUUUCUUACUUCCGUCCAGAGCUGAUCCCUUGUUGGUUGACGCUGUGGUUUUACUUAUUUUUCCUAUUUAUUUGUUUUUCUUCUCUAUUUUCUCUUUUAUUUUCUAUAACUUUUUCUAACCUUUUCUUUUCCUUCAUUUCUUAUUCUGACAUUUUCAAUUCCGCUUUUCCUUUACUUCCUCUUCCGCUUCAUUUUUUUUUAUACAACUCCCUAUUUCUUAAUUCUGUCUUUUUAUUCAACUUCCUCCAUUUUGCCUCUGUUUUUCUCUCUUCCUCCUCCGCCUCUUCCUCAUCCUUGCGUUUCUUUUCUCUCUACACGUUUCUUUUUGUUCAACUUCCUUCAUUUUCCCUUUGUUUUUCUCUCCUCCUCCUCCUCAUUCUUCCGUCCCUUUUCUCUCUACACAAGUGUCUUUUUAUUCAACUUCCUCCAUUUUGCCUCUGUUUUUUUUUUCCUCUUCCAUCUUUAAUCAUUCCUUUUCUCUUAUGCAUUCUUGAUUUUCUACUUUCCAUCUUAAACAACUUUUCUUCUUAUUUUCUAUCUCAUCCCUUGAUGUUUCAUCUCUUUUACCAACGUUUCUCUCUCAUCAAUAACCAUUCGUUUGACACCUCACAACAGUUUCCUCAACACCUACCGCCAUUUUGGAUUUAUGGAAGGCAGAAAAAUGAACUCAAGACAACAUACUACACUGUUCAACUCAAGGGAGACUAUUAA